ACUGAGAAGCGCUGAUGUCUUGAGGACUUUUUCUAAGGCAGCAGGUUUGACCAAUCCAGAAUUGAUUACCACCACAAGACUUCGAAAACAUGUAGCCACAGUUGCACAGAUUUUAAGUUUAAACAAGAAUGAUCUGGACAUUAUGGCAAGCUUUUUGGGCCAUGAGAUAACAGUUCACAGAUCAUUUUAUCGCCUUCCUCAGGAAACCCUACAGGUGGCUAGAAUGGGACGCCUUCUGACAGCAUUCAACAAUGGCACAGUUGGACAGUACAGCGGAAAGUCAUUAGACGAAAUUCUUUUGGACGAGACUGCAGCAGAAUUAAGCAGCGACGAGGAAAUGGAGGAGGAGAAUGAAAACGAUCUUCAAGAGAAUGAAAAUGAUCUCCAAGAGAAUGAAGGAGAAGACCCUGAAUCUUCUGACACAGACCAUGAUGUGCCAGUAAGACAGCCACAUGCAAAACCUGGGCCAUCCACAACUGUAACCAUGUCGGGUCAACCCAAGAGGCUUCAGAAACUCGGUGAAGACCAGAGUCAUCUUUUGAAGACGCUGUUCAAAACGAAUAUUGCGUUGAGAAAGGAACUUAAGCGUGAAGACUGUGAAAGAGUAAUGCAAAAAUAUGAAAUUCUACACGGAUUGUCAUGGAAAAAAUUAAAAAACACGAUUCAUAACUGGAUUACUGCUGAAAAGCGAAAAACAAAAAUGAUUAUAUAGCUUUUUAGCCCACCUGCGCACAAUGUUCUCAUGGUGAGCUUUUGUGAUCGCCUUUUGUCCGUUGUCCAUCUUGCGGCAUCAACAUUUGCCUUGUUAACAUUCUAGAGGUCACAUUAAUCGUCCGAUCUUCAUGAAAUUUUAAUUGACGAUUUGUCCCAAUGAUAUCUUGGAAAAGAUUACAAAUGGUUUCGGUUGGUUGAAAAACAGUAAUUUACACACCAUAUACUCCAUACUUAAAUCAAUAUUGUAAUAUGCAAAGCAGCAAUGCUUAAAAGAAAUAAUACAAAAUUGGGAGGGGGCAUUACUCGUAUGAAAACAAGAUGGUGGUAUUUGUUAUAAACACGUGUAAAACAGUUGGAUUUUUUCUGGCCAAAGACAACUAUUCAUACGACCAACUUCUUAAUUUUUGCAUAACUCGUCAUAUUGAUUUCCAUUCAGAUUUACUUCAGAAAAAAUCUUUUUCAUAUCUCUGAUGCCAGAGCUAUACAUAUGUUUAUAAGGAGAGUAAAUCUGAGAUCCGUUUUCAUUUAUGAUAUUUGAAAUGGCAUGUUUAGACGAAGAUUCUCUACAAUUUUCUACAUAAAUAUAUAUAUAUAUUUUUUGUAAAAAUGGUUUCGUUGGUUGAAAAACAGUAAUUUACACGCCAUAUACUCCAUACUUAAAUCAAUAUUGUUAUAUGCAAAGAAGCAAUGCUUAAAAGAAAUAAUACAAAAUUGGGAGGGGGCAUUACUCGUAUGAAAACAAGAUGGUGGUAUUUGUUAUAAACACGUGUAAAACAGUUGGAUUUUUUCUGGCUGAAGAUAACUAUUUAUAGGACCAAAUUCUUAAUUUUUGCAAAGCUCGUCAAAUUGAUUUCCAUUGUAGAAUUUACUUUAGUUCGGAGUUGCGAACCGAAUUGACCAUGUUUUUGUUAGCAAGUAACACUGUACAACAAGGUCUAUUUUUUCUCCACUCUCAAUAAACAUGUUUUACUUACUCUGAAAUAGUUUAUGAGUUACUAAAUUCCUUUGAAACAUUGGACCAUUUUCUUUAUUAAUAGAUCAUACUUGCACAAUUGUUGUUAUGUUAUCUUUAUGGUUAAGGCAUUGUGACAUGUAUAUUAAUUUGAUUUUUAUGCCCCCCGAUAGAGGGCAUAUAGUGAUCGGACCGUCCGUCUGUCUGUCUGUCUUUCCGUCACACUUUGCGUUUAGGUUUCGCAUUUAGGUUUCAAAAAAUGCUCAUAACUUCGAUGUCCCUUCAGAUAGCAACUUGAUAUUUGGCAUGCAUGUGUAUCUCGUGGAGCUGCACAUUUUGAGUGGUAAAAGGUCAAGGUCAUCCUUCAAUGUCAAUGGUCAAAUAUAUCACUUCAAAGCGGCGCAGAAGGGGCAUUGUGUUUAUGACAAACACAUCUCUUGUUUCCAGAUGAUAUUGUCUGAACUUGACAUUAGUUCUAUGUGUGAUGAUUAAAGCAUUGUGUCAUGUA
Dreissena polymorpha is the source of this 2174-nucleotide messenger RNA. RefSeq lists its product as uncharacterized. Bases 143 to 712 code for a protein of 189 amino acids. The transcript has 4 exons. The record is from RefSeq and is a predicted model, not a curated record. Lineage: Eukaryota; Metazoa; Mollusca; Bivalvia; Myida; Dreissenidae.